AUGCUGUCCCAGGCGAUCCUGCAGCUACAUGAGAGUGGCACCCUGAAAUGGCACAUCGUCAAGAAGUGCCCGAAGGAGGCGGCAAGCGCGUUCAAGGGCACCUCGGCCCUUGGCUUGGCGAACGUGGGCGGCGUCUUCGUCGUCCUGUUGACCGGCUCCUGCGUCGCCUGCGUCACGGCAGUCGUCGCGCUCUUAUGGCGCUCUCGCAAGGCGCUACCCGAGGAAAGGGAACCCGUGUGUAUGGAACUGUGCCGCGAACUGCGGUUCACGCUGACCUGCGGCGGUAAGAAGCCCAUGCGCACCAAGGGCGACGACCGGGUGCCACCGGGUGCUGGCAGCGGCGAGAACGGGCUGCCGUUCAUGCCUUUGGCGGGCUACGGCGCCGUCGUCUCCAAGGACAGCUUCUCCUGA
Messenger RNA from Rhipicephalus sanguineus (brown dog tick), 411 nucleotides. Its product is annotated as glutamate receptor ionotropic, kainate 5-like. The coding region runs from base 1 to 411 and encodes 136 amino acids. The transcript is spliced from 2 exons. The record is from RefSeq and is a predicted model, not a curated record. NCBI's taxonomy places the organism in Eukaryota, Metazoa, Arthropoda, Arachnida, Ixodida, Ixodidae.